UUGAAGACUCGUUGUUCACUCUGGUCUGAUCAGAGAUGUCUGACAGCGCAGAGUCUCCCACAGAAACACAGAAAGAUGAGUCCUCCUCGCAGCAGAGCAGCGCAGAUACGGGAGAAACAGGAGCGGCAGAGGAGAAGAAAAAGAUUGAUGUGCUGUUGAAGGCGGUGGGAGACACGCCCAUCAUGAAGACCAAAAAGUGGGCGGUGGAGAGAGGGAGGACCGUUCAGUCGCUCGCCCAGUUCAUCUCCCGCUUCCUUAAACUCGAGCCCAGUGAGCAGCUGUUCAUUUAUGUCAAUCAGUCAUUCGCGCCAUCACCAGAUCAAGAAGUGGGUGUGCUUUUUGAGUGUUUCGGCAGUGACGGAAAACUCGUUCUGCAUUACUGCAAGUCCCAAGCCUGGGGAUGACCUUUCAGCCUUUCCACCUUUUGUACAGAUGACCCGCCCCAUUCACACAUACAUACUCAUACACACAUAUACACCUUUGAAGGGGAAUUCCACCCAGUUUUCAAAAUUCAGUGUGUGAGAUGUAAACAGAGAGAUUUGGUGUGAAAUGGUUCAGAUGUCUUUACAGUGGUGGUGAUAGGAACCA
Messenger RNA from Colossoma macropomum (tambaqui), 588 nucleotides. It is a transcript of the gene atg12, whose product is annotated as ATG12 autophagy related 12 homolog (S. cerevisiae). NCBI's taxonomy places the organism in Eukaryota, Metazoa, Chordata, Actinopteri, Characiformes, Serrasalmidae. Gene Ontology annotation, biological process: C-terminal protein lipidation; autophagosome assembly; autophagy of mitochondrion. The transcript has 4 exons. The record is from RefSeq and is a predicted model, not a curated record. The coding region runs from base 36 to 404 and encodes 122 amino acids. Gene Ontology annotation, cellular component: phagophore assembly site membrane; cytoplasm; Atg12-Atg5-Atg16 complex.